AUGAAUCCUCUUACUCAAGUUGUACGCGCUUCGCGUCCUAUUUACCGCAAGCUGUCAACGACUAAAGCAGUCGCUUCGGCACAUAAACCUAUACCUUCUACUGGAUUAUGUUUUGAACUGAACGAUGAACAAAAAGCACUUCAAGAUCUGGCCCGCAAGUUUACCAAGGAGGAGAUAAUUCCUGUGGCGGCACAGUAUGACAAAACCGGAGAAUACCCGUGGCCAAUCGUAAAGAAAGCCUGGGAACUUGGUCUAAUGAACGGACACGUGCCUGAACAUUGUGGGGGCAUAGGAAACUUUGGCGUUUUCGACGAGUGUGUAAUCGCUGAAGAACUUUCUUUUGGAUGCACCGGUAUAGGGACAGCUGUGGGCGCCACAGGCCUAGGAGCAAAGGGUAAAAUGAAAUUUCAUUUGUGUAAUGGAGGUGGAUUGGACAUGGGGGUCUUUGAUGGGUGUAUGGUAGCUGAAGAGUUGGCCUUCGGCUGUACUGGCAUCAUGACCGCAAUGGAAGCCAGUGGCUUAGGCCAAACCCCAGUCAUCAUAGCUGGUAAUAAAGAGCAGCAAAAAAAAUAUUUAGGCAGAUUGAUUGAAGAGCCAAUUGUAGCUGCGUAUUGCGUCACCGAGCCCGGGGCAGGCUCCGAUGUAGCCGGUGUUAAAACUCGGGCUGAGAAAAAGGGUGACGAAUGGAUCCUAAAUGGACAAAAAAUGUGGAUCACCAAUGGUGGAGUUGCUAACUGGUACUUCGUGUUGGCUAGAACCAACCCUGACCCCAAGUGCCCAGCAAGCAAAGCUUUCACUGGUUUCAUAGUGGAGAGGGAAUGGCCUGGAGUAGUACCUGGACGUAAGGAAAUGAACAUGGGACAACGCGCGUCCGACACCCGAGGCAUUACUUUUGAAGAUGUUCGUAUUCCCAAAGAAAAUGUUUUAAUCGAAGAAGGUGCUGGCUUCAAGAUCGCUAUGGGAGCCUUCGACAAGACCCGACCACCUGUGGCAGCAGGUGCGACGGGCCUCGCAAACCGCGCUCUGUAUGAAGCGACCAAGUACUCACUAGAGCGCAAAACGUUUGGUGUGCCCAUUGCCCACCACCAGGCUGUGGCCUUUAUGCUGGCGGACAUGGCCAUCGGCGUGGAGACCGCUCGUCUCGCCUGGCAAAAAUCCGCCUGGAUGGUCGAUCAUGGUCAAAAGAACACUGUGAUGGCUUCGGUAGCCAAAUGUUACGCGUCCGAAAUAGCAAAUAAGGCCGCUUCGGAUGCGGUGCAAGUGUUUGGUGGAAACGGGUUCAACUCUGAAUACCCCGUCGAGAAACUCAUGCGUGACGCCAAAAUAUACCAAAUUUAUGAAGGAACAUCUCAAAUUCAAAGACUUAUCAUAUCCAGGGAAAUCCUCACACAGGCCAAACAAAGCAACGCU
Messenger RNA from Brenthis ino (lesser marbled fritillary), 1410 nucleotides. NCBI's taxonomy places the organism in Eukaryota, Metazoa, Arthropoda, Insecta, Lepidoptera, Nymphalidae. The record is from the annotation of a GenBank genome assembly.